AUGGGGAGUAAUAACAAUAGUUCAAGUAAUGGAAAUUUAUCAACACUUGUAAUGGAUAGAUUCAAUGUCAGAAUCAAUUCAUUGGCUGUAGAAAAGACAGAAAAGAAUGCUAAUAUCUAUUUGGUUGGUAGUUUCGAUGAUUAUAAACAGUUUAGAACAGAAUCAAAAAAGUCAUCAUCAACAGAUGGAUCAGCAAAAUUUCUAGAUUUUAAUAUAGAUUUUCAAUAUGAAACUAAAUUUAUUCAUAAGCUAGAUCGUAAACAUCUAAAGAUUUGUGUAUAUAAAAAGAAAUCGAUGGGUACUGAUAAGCAUUUGGGUAGUUUUCAAGUUGAUCUUUAUACAUUAGCAACUGGUCCAAUUAGUCAUGAUGUCAUUUUUCAAAAGGAUGGAUUGGGUAUUGGCCGUAUACAGUUUAGAUUGGAAAUGUCACAUAUAAAUGAUGUUAAAUUUAACAUUAAAUCAAUUUUAUUAUCAAAUUUACAAAAAAUGUCAAAUUAUCAAGUAGAAUAUUCGUUAGGUAAACCAAUUAUUUUAAAAACACCAGUUAUUGAAGGUACAGUUUGUCCAAGUUGGUAUAAUCAAAUACCUAUUGUUGCAACACUAUCAUUAAAGGAAUUAGUGGAUUCACAUUUUCUAUUUACAUUAAAAGAUAUGAAGCAAAACAAAACUAUCGGUUCAUUACAAUUACCAAUCAAAUCAAUAUUUUCAUUCAUUGAGGGUGAUAGUAAAAUCGUUAAAACUAAGCUCUAUGGAGUAAGCAAAAAACAAGAUGUUUGUGAUGCAUUUAUAGAGAUUCAGUUUACAAAUAUUCCGCAAUUAGCUCAAUUUAAAGAUGGUAUUCAAACAGAAACAGGUAUUAGACAUGCACAACCAUUCUUUUCAGGUGUUCCAUUACCAAAAUUAAUGGGUGAAAUCACUCAACAACCCACUCAAGCUAGUCAAAUUAAACUUCCUGCAGGUUGGGAAAGCAGAGUGGAUAAUUUUGGUAGAGUUUAUUAUAUUGAUCACAAUACUCAACAAACUACAUGGACAUCACCUUUAAAUUAUAGUCCAGUUGAAAAAAGACAAUCUUCUAUCAUCACAAAUGGCGUAAUUGCUUCGCCUGCUAAAGCAGCAAGACCAACAAGAUCAAAAGAAGAGGCAGCAAUUAUCCUUCAACGUACUUUUAGAAAGAAAAGAGAAUAUAAUAAAACUAUUAGAAAUGCAAGUCCAAAUAAUGUAGCUCAAGAAAAACCAACUGUAUAUCAAGUUUUUAAUGAAAACCAACCACAAUUACCUCAUGGUUGGGAGGUUAAAAUGGAUCCAUAUGGCAGGGUUUACUUUGUUGAUCAUAUAAAUAAAGUUACAACUUGGACAAAACCACAAUUAAAAGAUCAUCAGCAACAAUUUCAGCAACAACAACCACCACCACCACCACAACAAUUCCAACUACAACCACAACAUCAACAGCAACCACCACAUUUCCAACCACAGCCACAACCAUCACAUCUCCAACCACAGCCACCACAUUUCCAACCACAACCACAACACCAAAUGUAUCAACAUCACCAACAACAAUAUAAUCCUUAUAUAGGCCAACCCCCACAUCACCAACCACAUUAUUCCAUUCAUGUUAAAAAAUAA
This is a messenger RNA of Dictyostelium purpureum, 1623 nucleotides long. RefSeq lists its product as uncharacterized. Gene Ontology annotation, cellular component: nucleus; cytoplasm. The record is from RefSeq and is a predicted model, not a curated record. The transcript is spliced from 2 exons. Lineage: Eukaryota; Evosea; Eumycetozoa; Dictyosteliales; Dictyosteliaceae. Gene Ontology annotation, molecular function: transcription coactivator activity; protein binding. Bases 1 to 1623 code for a protein of 540 amino acids. Gene Ontology annotation, biological process: positive regulation of transcription by RNA polymerase II; hippo signaling.